Chaetura pelagica (chimney swift) is the source of this 1059-nucleotide messenger RNA. RefSeq names its product chloride channel, nucleotide-sensitive, 1A (gene CLNS1A). NCBI's taxonomy places the organism in Eukaryota, Metazoa, Chordata, Aves, Apodiformes, Apodidae. Bases 1 to 657 code for a protein of 218 amino acids. Gene Ontology annotation, cellular component: methylosome; spliceosomal complex; cytosol. Gene Ontology annotation, biological process: spliceosomal snRNP assembly; chloride transport; cell volume homeostasis. The transcript is spliced from 7 exons. The record is from RefSeq and is a predicted model, not a curated record.
AUGGCGGCGGGGCGGGCACGAAACCAUCGAGACGUGCCUAGAGAGGCGCGGCGGGGCGGUCGCCUCUCUUGGCUGGAAAACUCAGGAGUUGGCUUCUCCUUGGAUUACCCCACCAUAAGUUUACACGCCGUCUCCAGGGACCUGGCCGCCUACCCCUGCGAGCACUUGUACGUGAUGGUGAAUGCCAAGUUUGAAGAAGAGGAGACAAAAGAGGUGCCUGUGGAGGAAGGGGAGGAGGAAGACAGUGAUGAUGAUGCUGAACCAAUUGCAGAAUUCAGAUUUGUACCCAGCGACAAAUCAGCCUUGGAAGCCAUGUUUUCAGCCAUGUGUGAAUGCCAAGCUCUUCACCCAGACCCAGACGAUGAAGAUUCAGACAAUGAUUACGAAGGGGACGAGUACGAUGUUGAAGCCCAUGAGCUGGGACAAGGUGACAUCCCGACCUUUUACACUUACGAAGAAGGAUUGUCACAUCUAACUGCAGAGGGUCAGGCCACCUUGGAGAGGUUAGAAGGCAUGUUAGCCCAGUCUGUCAGCAGCCAGUACAACAUGGCUGGAGUGAGAACAGAAGACUCAAUAAGGGAGUUUGAAGAUGGGAUGGAGGUGGACGUAGCACCAGUAGUUGCGGGGCAGUUUGAAGAUGCAGAAGUUGAUCACUGAGGAGGACAUCAGCUGCUAUUCCUCUUGUGGCACUUCCAGAAUAAGCUGUAAAACUGAAGGUGUUGCAGUGACUAUUGGGAGUUAACAGCUCUUUUAAUGACCUAAGCUUAGACAUCUAGGUCUAUAAAUGCUUUUUAUAGAUGUUUAAACCAGGGUUUGACAUUUGUGACCACUAUGGGGUUAUUUUAAAAAAACAAAACAAACAAAAAAACAGUAAAACCUCUUGCAUCUAACACUUGAAUGGGGCUAAUCAGGGGCCAUUUCAAAGAAGCCUUUUUAGGAAUUCUAGGACUAUCAGAAAGAAAACUGUAAGUAGAACAGAAUUUUAGAUUGUCCUAGAAUUUUCCAUAUUUUUGUACCUGUUUGUUGCAUUGGUGGAGUAAAAUUGAAAUAGAAAUGUUA